CGAGAUUGUGUUUUCAAUCUGGCAACCCAGUCCGCAAUGAUUUAGGGGCUAGGCUUUUGCAUUCUAGGAGGAUUUGGAGGCAACAGUAACUUUUUGUUAAAUUCGCCAUUUGUGGUUCAUUCCCACCUCCGUGGUCUAUUUUUCACCUCUAUCCAUGCUGUGCCUGACUGCAGGACGACUGGGGACGCUGCUGUCCAGAAGGGCAGUGGCAGCUCUCGGAACCACUACUGCCAGGAUGUGUAGCCAUGUGUCACAGCAGGCUGACAUGUCUCUACCCAUGUACUGGGAUCGUCGGGAUAUCCCACUACCAGACAGACCUUACAAUGAUAGCCUUACUGCAACUGAGAAGACUCUGAAACAGAAGGAGAAAGGACCGUGGAACAUCCUUUCAAACGAGGAGAAACUUGCCUUGUACAGGAUUAUGUUUAAAGACACGUAUGCAGAGAUGAAGAAACCUUCCAGUGAGUGGAAGACUGUGCUAGGGGGACUCUUCUUCUUCAUUGGUUUGACUGGCCUGGUGGUGCUCUGGCAGCGCAUCUAUGUGUAUCCUCAUCCUCCUCAUACGUUUGAUGAAGAGUGGGAGGCUAAGCAGGUGAAGAGGAUGUUGGACAUGCGAGUGAAUCCAGUGCAGGGCUUCUCCGCUAAGUGGGACUAUGAGAAGGGCCAGUGGAAAUAAAUUCAGAGCUGGUAGUUGGAACAGCCUCACCUGUUAAAAGUAUGGUGUCUGUCACCAACCAUCCAUGAAAAGACUAAUCACAAUGAAGCAAUUUAAAAAAAAAAAAAAAAAAAAAAAAAAACCUGAUUAAUUCUUUAAGUGGAAAUGAUGGCGCAAGCCUGUUUUCCUGUCAGUAACUGAGGGUGUGCAAUAAACCAUUUAGUAUGGAAUAAAUUGAGUCUCUUUUGGUCUCCUCCUAAUAUGCAUUCAUUUCAGAACAAUCCUGUUCCAAUCAGCCUUGAUACUGUUCAACCAGAUUGAAUCAUCCCAUCCCCCCCCCCCCCCUUAGCCAGAAAGACACCCCUGUAUGUACAUACACACACACACACACGCGCGGAAUGACCACAAGCACAGAUCUGAUCCUUUCUGAUUUCUCUUUAUUGACUUUUGAUGAUAUCAGACAUUUAAAAAAACUCCUAAGACAUAAAACAUUCAAUUUGGGUGGUGGUGUUUUUUUUAAAUAAACCAAACGCCUUUUAAAAAAAUAGUUUCUUUUUUACUUAUUUUCAUGUGAACUUGAUUAAGUACAAACACAGUGAGUAACAAAACACCUCAAAGAAAUAAUGGAGUUUAAGGCCAUAGGAAAGAACACUAUGUGUUAUAAAUAUUUUCAAGACAUCCAAAAGGCUUUAAAUAUUUUAGCUAUGCUAAUAUGCUACUCUAAAUGUAAUUUAAGUUACCUAGUUUACAUAGUGUCCUGCCAAGGUCAUUUCACUCUGCCAAGCUGUUCUUAUACAUGAGUGCCACAGAACACUCAGCCUUUCUCAUCUGGUAAACACACACGUACACACAGCAUGCAAGCAGCGAAUUUUCUUUGUAUGGAAUGCAUUGUUAUAUCAGUGUCUAUAGAGCAGCUGUAAUAUACAUUUUUUUUUUUAGGCAGUUGAAGAUCCCAGAUCUCUUGAUCUUCUCAGCAUGUAGCUUGGCAUUGUUCAGCUGGGUUUGCAGUAAAAUGUACCUCUUAGUUAUGUUAUUCUUGUCUGAAAGUUUGAUAACAUGAUAUACAUUAAUCCUAUUCAUUUAUUUAGAUAUGCAAAAAAAACCCAAAAAAAACCAACAAACAAACUAGGUAUUUGUAUAUGACUGGAUUUGCAGACUAGUGGAUUUCUAUUUUAGCUAGUCAACUUUUCCCCAGUGAGCUUGUAGUUCACUAGAUCAGGUAUGAAAACAGCAUUCAUUCAUUUCACACCCUAUACAGCGAACCUAUAUAGAAAGUAGGAGGCUCUCUGGGAUUCGGCCCGAGAGAUGUUAUCUCGUGCUCCUUGAAAGCUUUCCUGAAUUCUUCUCAGAUGACAAAAUGAACCCGCUCGCCGAACACCAUUAACUCUUUCCGACUCUUUGAAUAAAAUGCAUUUUGUUGCGAAGUGUGUUUGCUUUUGGUCAGUGUAAGGUGCAGAGCAGCAGGUGGCCUCACUGAGUGACGAGCAGCCUCAGCCGCCAGGACAGCAAAAGCGACUAACUCACAAUUAAACACAGCAGUAAAGACAUAGAGAUGGUAGAUGAGAAUGAGAUAUCGGGGGGAGAGGGUCUGUUGGGCUCAAAGGCCGUUUCAUUCAACCAAAUGACAAGACAAUUUAUAAUUCUAAAAAAUAAAAAAAAGUGUCCCAUAGCAAUCGUUUUAACAAUCCAGAGGUUUGUCUCCGCAGUGGCUACGGCACAUAAUACACCACAUAUGCAUGACUGUAGUAUGUUGACCGACUACUUAAUGCGGUCUCGGAUGGAUGUAGCCGUUGACGUGGAACUGAAUGGGAAUUUUCAUUCCCAGGUGUUGCAGGAGGAAUUUUGAGCCCCCUGAUUGGUUAAUCCAGACACUUUACAUUCCCAGUGCAUCUCCUUGAAAAUGGUCCUUACCUAUGGAAUGAGAAAUGCAAUCUGAAUUUGUGUGCCUUCGUUUGAAUUAUUAAGUGACAUUUUGUAGUUUGCUUACGUGUGUGCAAGGUUUCAAAUUCAAUUUUAUAUUAAUCGGG
Ictalurus punctatus (channel catfish) is the source of this 2682-nucleotide messenger RNA. Its product is annotated as cytochrome c oxidase subunit 4 isoform 2, mitochondrial. The transcript has 5 exons. Lineage: Eukaryota; Metazoa; Chordata; Actinopteri; Siluriformes; Ictaluridae. Gene Ontology annotation, biological process: mitochondrial electron transport, cytochrome c to oxygen. Bases 155 to 676 code for a protein of 173 amino acids. The record is from RefSeq and is a predicted model, not a curated record.